CCCACUGUGGCUCAACUCACCUAGUUAUUUCCUGUCCCUCCUGCAACAGUACCGGUCAUUCCACCAUAUUAUAUCAAAGCACUGCCGAGAUGUCAACGGCCACCGAAACAGCGAUGCAGAGCUCUCACCCCCCCAUCACCCCGAAGACCUUCUCCGCACAACAACCAGAGACGAUCCGCCUCUACCCUCUGUCCAACUACACAUUCGGCACCAAGGAAACACAACCAGAGGAAGACCCAUCGGUCCUGGCGCGACUCAAGCGGUUGGAAGAACAUUAUGACACCCACGGCAUGAGACGGACCUGCGAGGGCGUGCUGGUCUGCCACGAACACAACCACCCGCAUGUGCUGAUGCUGCAGAUCGCGAAUGCCUUUUUCAAGCUACCCGGUGACUACCUCAACUUUGAGGACGAGGAAAUCGACGGCUUCAAGAAGCGGCUGAAUGAGCGUCUCGCGCCCGUUGGGUCGCAGUUCUCGGGCGAAGGCGUCAACGAGGAUUGGGAGAUCGGUGACACCCUGGCGCAGUGGUGGCGGCCGAAUUUCGAGACCUUCAUGUACCCGUUUCUGCCUGGGCACGUUACCCGGCCGAAGGAGUGCAAGAAGCUUUAUUUCAUCCAGUUGCCCAAGAAAAAGGUCCUCUCCGUCCCCAAGAACAUGAAACUCCUCGCCGUCCCGUUGUUCGAGCUAUACGACAACACCGCCCGCUAUGGACCCCAGCUCUCCGCCAUCCCGCAUCUCCUCUCGCGCUACAAUUUCGAGUUCGUCGACGAGAACGACAACGUCGUUGCCGCGACCCCUGGGACGCCGUUGUCUGAUAGCGAGCAUCCGAAGACCAAGGUGCUUGCUGGACAGAGCGAUAGCCAGGAUGAAGGCAUGGCGGAUUAUAACGCUGAUGGGCAGGAGACCGGAGACCAGACUGCGCAGUGAGAUUACUCAUGCGACUGGCGGCUUGAAAAUCUGUCUUCUCUCAAUGUGCUUGUUUGUUUGUUUGUUUGUUUUUUUCUUAGGCCGGCGUUUCCAGGAGCGACUUGUCUAUCUUGGUGUAUCUUCUAGAGG
Messenger RNA from Aspergillus candidus, 1055 nucleotides. Its product is annotated as cleavage and polyadenylation specificity factor subunit 5. Bases 90 to 926 code for a protein of 278 amino acids. The record is from RefSeq and is a predicted model, not a curated record. Gene Ontology annotation, molecular function: mRNA binding. Gene Ontology annotation, cellular component: mRNA cleavage factor complex. NCBI's taxonomy places the organism in Eukaryota, Fungi, Ascomycota, Eurotiomycetes, Eurotiales, Aspergillaceae. The transcript is spliced from 4 exons.